This is a messenger RNA of Drechmeria coniospora, 2304 nucleotides long. RefSeq lists its product as uncharacterized. Bases 1 to 2304 code for a protein of 767 amino acids. The transcript has a single exon. Gene Ontology annotation, molecular function: toxin activity. NCBI's taxonomy places the organism in Eukaryota, Fungi, Ascomycota, Sordariomycetes, Hypocreales, Ophiocordycipitaceae. The record is from RefSeq and is a predicted model, not a curated record.
AUGUACGCCUACGCAUCCUUCCUUCUGCUCCUGUUCCUGCAAUGGACCAAUCUUGCUGCAGCAGCUCCGCCUAACGAGAAGGUUACGUUCAAUCUUCCCGCCAAACCUUCUCCCCCGCUUCCAACGGAUAAGGACUCCACGCCACAUUCCGAACAUGCUCCGAUACGUAGCGACCCAUAUGCUUGGCUCGUUGUUCCCCAGACCAUGGAUAUGAUCCAUAACCAAGGAGGUGUUCUACCUGAGGGCAAAAAGGAGACAAGCAUGUAUCAACAUAUGCUUGGAAAUAAAAAUAGCGUCUAUGUUACGGCUUAUCAUACGAUCCGUGAUGCUCGAAUGGCAUAUGCUAGCAUUGCAGGAACCAAGGCCGCUGGAACCCUGCUCUGCAUCCACAAAGCGGAAAAUGCUAUUGAACUGACAGGUUCGAUUCCUCAAACUGAAAACUUUAACCUACAGGGGCUAGUUAUGCUCGGAGGCGUCUGGGACGCCCAGAUUAAGAAGUUUGCCAAAUUACGGAGUGGAGAUACUCGUAAAGAUGAGAAGAUCAAUUUUGUCGAUAAUAACAACUACGACGUACAAUAUCAGCAUCACCACUCCAGUAACGCGCGUCCCCGCCUAGCCGGUCUUCCGCUAGACCAUCCGGCAUUAGGCACCCAAUCGCGGUUUUCUAGCGAACUAGAGUGCGACAAAGAGGCUCAUGCGUAUAUGGAUACGAUUGCAGAAGCUGUCGGAUGGCGGAAAGAGUGGCCGUUAGUUCUAGCACCUGCAGAUGCUACUAUUGCGACUGAUGUAAUCGAUGAUGCCCGACGUGUUAUCGAUGAUUUCGCUAGAAAGGAAGCAGUAGAGGCUGAAAGAGCAGGCGACUUGGCAGCAAUGCAAAGAUCGUUAACAAAGGCUCGGAAUGGAUUAUCAUUCAUCAAGGUAUAUACAGCCAAGAUUGGCCAUAUUAUCCGAUAUUCUGGCUCUCUCCCUCAUUCUACAUUUAACCAGCCUUGGAGGACAUAUUUCCACUACUCGAAUGUGGUCGCUGCUCUCCAAGCAAAAGCUUUCUUAAUUGAGGCUACCCAACUCAACCGGAAGGUUCAAACCCAUUGCAGAAAUACAGCAGCAAGCGUUCCAUUGGAUGAUAAACUUAUAAAAGAGUUAAAGGAGGCUACUAAUGCAAUGGAAGAUAUAGCAAAAAGGUUGCGAAUAACGCUAAAAGCAAAUGAAAACCGACAAUCAGAAAUUAGAAUCGCAAAGAACAGGGGGGAAAAAUCGGCCGAGUUUGAGGCGAUAAAGCCCGAAAUAUGGCUAGGAAUACGACAGGAGAGGAAAUUGGAAGCAAUGGAACGGGAUCUACACUUACUUGACGAAUUAAUAAUUCUCCAAACGCCCUACUAUAAGGACCUCCUUGAAAUGAUAGAUUCUGCCAAGAACUCACUCUUGGGACUAGAGGCAAAGAACCAGGAAAGGGCAAAAAUGGAGCAGAAAACGAAACAGAUAACAGAAAGCAAGGAAAAAGAAGCAGACCAGGAAAUAGACCAGGUACUAGAGGAUAUUUCGGAGGAAGAAAAGAAAAAGACUGCCGCAAUAGAGGAGGCACGGAAGAUCCAGAACAACCCAAACCGCAACAAAUGGGAAGAGGAGGCACUUUCAACUGUGGCAGAUUGGAUAUAUGAUAACUGGCAUAAUGCCGAUACAGCGGUCGCUGUAGCGGGCACAGGAAUAGCAGCUGCCGCUGUUGGUGGUAAGGUUGCUAUUGCUGGUGGCCUUGGAAGCAAAGCAGCCAACAAUAUUCAAACCGUGGAUAAUGCAGCGUCGGGCACUACAGCCAAGGCCAACGCCGAGGACACAAGCCAGGUAGCUGCAAAUUCCCAGAAAGUCGAUACUGGUAAAGUAGAGCGCGUCCUCAACCGUCAGGCCUCCAGUGGCUUGGUGAAUCAGGCGUUCGAGGAGGCGACCGAAGAAGCCAAGCGCGUUUGCAGCGUACUCAUCGAGCAACUAGAAAAACUACCAGUAGCAAGUGGAAACUUAGGGUCGCAGACGGUAGGUGAAAGUUUGGCUCAGCCGGCAUCUGGUGAAGCAGCAGGCGUGCUGCAGGGUGUCAAGUAUCAAUCAACUCGCGUGAAAACUGAAGUGUUGGCAGAGAAGCGUCGACGUAGCAUCGGCAGGCGGGACAAUGGUCACCUCGACAAUCAAGAGCUGCAAAAGUUGGUUGAUCAAAUUUCGGCUUCUGUGGCCACACGAGCCGUAAUAAAGGCCAUGUUGACCGGCAUGCAGCAUGCUUUGGAGCUAAUGGCACCUACUGUUAAAACUACUAUCUAG